GGUGUUUACACUGUGACUUAACCACUCCGCGCAAGGCCGCGAGUAAACAAAUGAUGCAAGGGAACGUUUGUGGACAACGUUGACAAUGUUAAAACCAUAAUGACCGUUUCCCCUCGCAAGAAAUCGCUUGUUGUUGGCAGACUACGGCCAUCCACAAAGGCUGCAAAAGAAUCUCCACCACAGGAUGAGUGGCUGGCUGCAGAGAAUUUUCAAUUCACAGAUUCCCCAGCCCUAAAUAGGAAGGCAACAAGUAGGAGAUCAGGAAGAUCAGCUGGCCCUUCAAAAAAUGUAGCACAGCAGAAGAGGCGUCAGAGUGUACUGCUAAAGAGAUUAGAUUUACCCGCUGAUAUUGUAAGCACAUCCCCAAAUGUGCGACGAACAAGGAGACAGUCCAUGGGGCAUCUCCCUAGAAAGAAAGAGGUUUUGCAAGAAUCCACAAAAACCUCAAAGCUCCCAAGAGCAGUAUCAGAGAAAACGGUGAAAAAUAAAGCAUCCAGUUCCAAAUUACCGCUACCUGCAAAAAAAGAGAGCACUAGAGCUGUGAAAGCAGAAGACAAGCAGGAAACGAAAACAAAAUCGGAAUCCAUUGUGGUCAUUUCCCCUCAAAAAUUCUAUACCUCUCCUGAGAAGAAGUCCAAAAUUCUGCGGCGUAAAUCUUUUGGGAUGGCAGCCCUGGAAGAGAAUAUAGUCACAGAGACAAGAGCAAAGAGGAAAACGGAAGUAACUGUUUCUGUUAAGAAGACAGAGGAACCUGAGACCAAGAAGAGAAAAGGAAAAUCAUCUGUAUCCAACUUGGAUGCCACUCCAGCAAGUCCACCUGCUUCUAAAGCAAAGAAAGCUAAGAAGUCAGAUGAAGCAGAAUCAGAUGUAAGCUCUUCUCCUGUACAGUUAAGAUCUCAAAAGUCCCCCUCGGUAAAGAAAUCGAAGAAGACUGAACCAAAAAGUCCAUCCCUAGCCCCAAAGAAUGUUGAUGCAACUACACCUCCAUCUGUCUUAAAGAAAGCCAAGCAAACAAAACUUGCAUCAUCUCCUCCUAAAAAGACAAAGAAGUCAAACACACCUACCACUUCUGUGCCCAAGACUCCGAGGAGACUAGCUGCCUUAACACCAACUCAGUCCCCGAAGGUUAGGCUCACAAGGUCUGUGGCAAGAAGCUCACAGCGAGUGCGACUUGUUGGAGUAAGUCCAUCGCCAUCAACUACAAACUUCAGAAAGACGCCAAAGUCAAGCAAAAAAGAGGUUACCAUCUCUACAGAUAACUUGGGAUCAUCUCCUGCAUUGUCUGCCGAUUGCAGUUGCAAACUCAUUACGAUGCAGUUCUCCUAUGAAGAAAAUACAAGGCUUCUAGUGCAAAGGUCAAGCCGUUCACUCCAAAACCAGAUCCUCCUCCCCGAAGUUUACUAAAGCAAAACAUGAAAAAGAAGGUUGCUAAAAAUAUAAAAGCCACAACUAAGGUUGAAGUACACAAGCUGAUGGAUC
Penaeus vannamei (Pacific white shrimp) is the source of this 1479-nucleotide messenger RNA. The record is from RefSeq and is a predicted model, not a curated record. NCBI's taxonomy places the organism in Eukaryota, Metazoa, Arthropoda, Malacostraca, Decapoda, Penaeidae.